UUUGCUGGCAGUGUUACCAGAUCCCUUCCGCUGAUGGAGUGUGAGGUACAUUCAGCGCUUCGCUUACACACAGCGAAGCUAGACACAGAAGAAAUCGAGCCCCUUGGCAGUCGUAUUAAUUACCCUCUUCAGGAAACAUGAAGAAAGCUACAUCUGUCAAAGAGCUGAACGCGGUGAUAUUGGGAUCAAAAAGCUCCCAUAAGUAUCUGGUUGGAAACAUCAUCCUGGGAACCGACGCGUUUGAUGCAGUAGAUUCAACUUUUGAUUGUGAAAGGCGAGAGGGAGAGGUAUGCGAGCGGAGCGUCACGCUGGUGAAGUCCCCUGGAUGGCUCCGGGGAUAUCACCUCUGUGAUACGCCCGAACUUGUCAGGACGGAGACGAUUCUCAGCGUCACCCUGUGUCCGCCCGGAAUUCAUGGUUUCAUCCUCGUUAUUAAUGCCGAGCAACCAUUCAAAAAGGUACACAAGAAGGUAACCAAGGACUACUUGCAGCAUUAUUUUGGUGAGAAGGUGUGGCACCACACUAUAGUGGUCUUCAGCCACAGGGGCCACCUGGGCUACAAGACCAUCGAGGAUUACAUACGUGGGGAAGGGGCACCACUGCGGUCGCUCCUGGAGUCCUGUGGUCACAGAUACCAUGUUCUCGGCGACAAUGGCACAGACAGCAACAUGGUGAAGGUCAAUGAGCUGUUUGAGAAGAUUGACGCCAUGGUGGCCGAAAACAGCUGUUACGAGAUCCUGAGCGCGCUGACGCAGAGUGCGAAGGAGGGGAGGAAGGAAGUGGACCAAAAGGCCGAGGAGUUGCGCCAGCAGGCGCAACAACAGAGGCAACUGCUCGGAAAUCUCCUGUUAGAGCCAAAACCCAGCCUGAGAGUCUUGAUGGUCGGCUGGGUGUUCUCCGGCAAGAGUGCCACUGGGAACAGGAUCUUGAGAGCUGAAGUGUUUCAGUCUGGUGACAGAACCAUGAAGGUUUUACGGCAAAGUGGCGAGGUGAAUGGGAGAGAGGUCGUCAUCGUGGACACUCCUGGAUGGUGGAAGUUCUUCCCGGCGGUCUUCACCCCUGCUGCUCUGAAGUCCGAGAUUCUGAGUGCCUUGUCUCGGUGCUCGCCAUCUCCAAAUGUCAUUUUGCUGGCGGUGCCACUUGACACGGCGUUCACCGAGGAACAAAGAAGAGUCACCGAGGACAACAUGCGGCUGCUUGGGAAGAGAGCGUGGAGACAUGUCAUCGUGCUGUUUACGAACGGGGACGUCUUGGUGAGGAAGACUAUUGAGCAACACAUUGAAAGUGAAGGAAAGCCUCUCCGUUGGCUUAUUGAGAAAUGUGAAAAGAGGUACCACGUCCUUGACAACAAGAGCACAGACGAUGGUCAGGUAACAGCGCUGCUGGAGAGGAUGGAGGAGAUGGUGGCGGGAAACAGCUGUUUUUACCUCAGCGAAACAAAUGAUCCACAACCCGGGAGAGAGGGAGGUGACGGAUUAGCUGAGAACAAAGAUGAGAACAGAGUCAAGGAGAUCACAGAGCAGCUCAACAUCGAGUGGAAUCGAAGGAACUGGGAAAAAUACCACAUCUUCAAAGGAGAUGUCAGUAUGGACAUACGACCAACCUUUAAUGAAGACAGGCAGAAGUCUGAGGCGUCAGCAGGAGAAAAAGAAGAAGAUGAAGAAGCCCAUGAAGAUGACCAGUUUAAAACCAGGCUUGAAGUUGAAAGUGACGAGGAUGCGGGUUCUGGCUCUCUGAAGAUAAUGAAGGGACUGCUGGAAAGAGAGUGGAGCAGACGAGAGGCGUCGAUGGAGCAUUUCCACGAGCUCGUUGCAGACAAGGAAGUCAGCUCCGAACCAGAUCUGGAUCAGCUGCGGAAAUCGAGGGAUAAAGUGCUAUUGUGGCUGGAAACCCAACACACAACAUCAGGCUGCAAGUCCGAGAAAGAGAAUCAGCGCGGAAAAAGAAGACCCGCUCUUCAGCCUAAGAACCCGGCUGGAAGUGCGGCAAUGAGGAGGAAGAAAUGCUCUAACAAUUACUGAAAUUAUUGAAAUGAACCUACACGUGUCGUUAAUAUGCUCAUGCCUCUUACUAAGAGAAUAAGGCUCAUAUAGAAAAUACUUUAACACAUGCAACACGAUAUUAUAGCACAGAAACCUAAUAUCAUGCAGUGUGAAAUGAAGGAAAAAAUCGAAUGAAUAUGAAUAUUUAAUGAUACAAACAAAAGGGUCCGGAGCGGUGUCGAAGUUCCUGUUGAUGCCUUGUGAUGUGUGAGAGAUAACUGACUCACGGAACUUAAUUCAGCCGACCAUGUCUGGUAGACAUUCAGGGCUUUUAUCAGGAUGCUUCCCACUUCUGUCGUGAAAAUCGCUAAACUACAAACCGCAACACGUUGCAGGGGGAAAUCAUCCAGGGCUGAUUUUUAACAGAUGUGCAGAUUAUUGUUAUCAGCCAGCACCUGCAAAGACUUAAAGGAUACGGGUUUGGGUGUGUCUCCUGAUGAUCGCCCUGCUGAAUUAGAACUGCAACUUUAGAACUGGGAUAGAGGAACUAUCUGUCUAGAGGCUCUAAGAAAAUAAUAAUAUGGCCCCAGUCUACCACCAAGUUACUUAACACAAAGUAUUGGAAGGAAAGGGAUAGGUGCAAAAACAUAUAUACGUAUAUAUAUAUAUAAUGUAUUUUAAUGUCAAAUUAGACCCGAUGCAUACCCUGUUGAUGACUGCAUAUGAAGAUGCCUGACACAUCUUCACUUUAUAAAAUGAUGUCACCAUGCACUUUUUUAUUUAUUUUUAAUUUUUAUUUUUUUUACAUAAUUUGGUGCCAGAGUGGAGCCACGUUAUCAAAGUGCAAAAAUUUACAGAAACCAUAUUUGGGAAAACUUUAUUUGCCGUAUACCGUGAUUGUUUAGUUUGGCCACGUCCCAUCCGCUAAUAUGGAGGGGGGCGGGUUUUAUGGCCUGUACUGCAGCCAGGGGGCGGUCAAGUUGUUUUAGCUUGACUUUUGGGGAGCCCUCAUGUCAUCCAUCUCUAUAUACAGCCAUUCCUUAUUAGGACAGCAAUCCUUGAGGGUAUUUUGUCAAAUUUGGCACCAAAGUCCUCUUUUUUAUUUUAUUUAUUAGAGCUUUGAUGAUCAAUGGACAGGUUGGCUUGAAGAAUAAAUGCACUAUUUUUUUCCAGCUUCUCAGUUAAUUUGUCAAUUUUAUCAAAUUGUCAUAACAUAUUAUAUCCAAAGGACCCAAAUCAAAUUCUGCUUGGGGCCCCGUAUAGGCUUGGGCCGCCUCGGAUUGGGAUAUUGUGAUUGUGAUUUCCUGUAACUUUACUGAUCAUGAAGCUGUGAUUGUAGUUAUCAUAUGUAUGUCUGUGUCCAAGGUUCUAUUGUUUGGUGUUUGACUGCAAAAUGAGCAGCAAGGCUGUCAUCAUUAAGCAUGUUAAGAAAUACAAUAAAGUAAAUGCAGUAAA
This is a messenger RNA of Scophthalmus maximus (turbot), 3437 nucleotides long. RefSeq names its product GTPase IMAP family member 8-like. Bases 138 to 2021 code for a protein of 627 amino acids. The record is from RefSeq and is a predicted model, not a curated record. The transcript has 5 exons. NCBI's taxonomy places the organism in Eukaryota, Metazoa, Chordata, Actinopteri, Pleuronectiformes, Scophthalmidae. Gene Ontology annotation, molecular function: GTP binding.